Molecule: messenger RNA, 2752 nt
Organism: Heterotrigona itama
Lineage: Eukaryota; Metazoa; Arthropoda; Insecta; Hymenoptera; Apidae
Source: the annotation of a GenBank genome assembly
AUGCCGGGAAACGGGCGGCCAAUGGAAAAUCCGAUAUCGACGACCGGUUUGCCCGCGAAAUAAUGCGUUUGACUUUCUACUCGACUCGGUGAUACGUAGGACGCGCGGAACGUGCAAGCUGUUAAUCUUUCAAUUUCCCGUGCGCGCCGCGGUUCGAUAAAUUUCCAGCCGAAGUAUCGCAACGCUGCAACGCGGCGUUUCAUUGUCGUUCGAAAAAAAAAAAAAAAAAAAAAAUAGGCUCCACGAGGGAAAUUAAUAGAAUGAUCGAGAGAGGAACCGAGAGGUUAUUUCGUGUCAUAGAAUUCGUGGACAAUUUACCGGCGGGAGAUUCGACAGAAAAUAGCGACAGGAUGAAGCGUGAAAUGUGCACGCUCUCCGAAAUAGGGUACGCUGGUUCGCCGCCAAGGGAGGCUCUCACCAGAGGCAGGAGCAUAGAUUCCGUGGACAGGCCUUUUCAUCCGAGCGACUGGGUCGACGUGAACCUCGAAGUGCCGAGUACACCGAGGGCAAGUUCCGCUCUCACGAAUUUAACCGUCGACACGAGCCUCUAUCCGGCCACCAUCCCCACGUCCAGCUGUCCAAAUCUGAAGGACGUGACACCGAUCCCGCCUCCCAGGCGUCGCAAACGAAACAAGGGCAGGCCCUUGCCACCGAAACCGGACGAGAUCUCGGCCGAAAAUUCGUCGAGCAGUUCGAAACGGCACGAGACCGGUGACGAGCCGCUAUACUCGUCGGUGAGGUCGCCGAGGAGCAGCGGCGACGAGCAAGACGCGGAAGAGGAGACCAAAACGGAUAGACAUCGGUUAACGGCACCGGAAGGAUAAUAUCGAGCGACAUGGUUUCCGGUAAGAGGCUCUUCGAGAGCAGCCAGCAUCAGCGCAAGGUCCACGAGAGCGAGGAGUAUGAGAGAUUUGCGAGGAGUCGGACGAGCAAGGAUUCGUCGACCCCUAAUCGCGAGGAGAAGGGGCGAUCGAGGGAGAUCGAGAAGCAAACGAAGGAUCCCUCGAGGGACCAUCCGAAAUCGGGCAGCAACGCGAGGCCCAAGAACUUCAGCACCGUCAGUCUGCCGAAUUACGACGAGUUGGACGUGGCCAGGCACCGGCCGGAAGAAAACGACGAGCACGAACAACGCCGGGACAAAACGAGGAAGUCCGGGAGACCCGUCAGGAGCAGCACCGGAUCACUUCCGGCUGAAUCCUUCCUCUCGCCGUUUUCGGAGAAAACGAGCGUACGGCUGGAGGACUACAUACCGAGGUCCGAUAACCUAUCGCCGUAUCAGGUCCUGGAGAAGUUGAACUGCGGCGCGAACAGUGUGGUCAGAGACGAAUUCGUGAGGUACGAUCCGGAUAAACCGGAGGAUUGGGAGUUGGGCGAUGCCGGUAGCUGCGAAGUGAAUCGUCAACGAUGCUUCCCUUUCGAGGAUACUUCUGACGUGGACGAGGGGAGUCGAAUUCGCGAGGACGGCGAGGACGUCGUCGAUUUCUCCAAAGCUAAAGGUCUGAAAGACGAAGGAAGAUGUUCAUCCCCUUUGGUGGAUCGAGAUGUUCCAGCAUCGACGAUCCACUUGGAGAAGCCCGAAGCGUUUGGAAAAACAGCGUCGCCGUUCGUUGGCCAGCCAGAGUACGCCGAAGUGGAUCCAAAUAGAUCUCACCUGAAGUACGAUCCACCGAAAUUGACUGAUAGUUGCAGAAUAUCGUGUGCCCGUGAGUCAUCAGGGUUUAAAGAGCCGUUUUUCCUUGACGAGGCGAAACAUCGUUCAGCUUUAGGUGCAAUCGGUGGGUCCACGGAGCCGAAGCUAGAAUCCGAUCGAUCCAGUGAAUCGAGGAUAACGUUCGCCAGGGGGUUGUCGAACGAGAACGAGCCAAGUGAAGACACCUACGAGUCGAAAGACUUGCACAGCCAAGCGUCCAACCUGAUCAGGACCAUCUCCGAGGAGUCCUUACCUCGCGAGAUGCUCGAGGAGGAGGAGCUGGACGAUUUCUUCGACGAGAAGCUGGCCAAAGACGUUCACAACAACUUGAAGAAGAACUUGGACGACUGGAAGACGAAGACACCGCCUCCCAGUCCCGAACCCAAGAUGAAGCCCGGCAACACGGACUCCGAUCAUUCGACUUUGUUGAAGGUUCUCAAGGAAGAGACUGCUGAGGAGAGUAACCUAAGCUCGAUGACACCGAGUCUGACGGAGUUGGAAGCCGCUCUGUCGGACAUGUUGGAGAAGGAAGACUCGCAGGAGGGAUCCAAAGACGAAACUAAAUCGAGCUUAACGAAUGAACAAUUGAUUGUAAAGAUGGUAGAACCCGGGGCACGGAGUAGUUCAGACAGUUGCAUUAGCAAUGAACGUCCAGGAGACGAUGAAGUCGUGCAUGAAAUCCCAACGUUUUUGAAACAGAUCCUCGAAGAGAAGAAACUUCCGUUGAGAAAGGUUUCGUUUUGCGCUUGGGAGGAGUCCGUGGAUGCUCGCAACGAUCAAGCAUCAAUCGAUCAGGCUGAUCAUUCGCUGAUGGACGAAACGACGAGUGUCCCUCGGUUGGACAAGGACCGAGGAGUGGACAACAAGGGCUUUUCCUUGGACGUUCCGCCGGAGAAACCGAGCAGAUUGAACAGGAGUUUCGAUGAUCUCGUAGAGGACGCGGAGGUUGUUCCAAUUCCCCCUCGAAGGAGAAACAGAAGCCUCGGCACGGCCAAGAAGGAGCCUGAAGUGGCGCAAAACGGCACGGUCUCCAAACACUUCUCCAAUGACAGACUUAUUUAA